This is a messenger RNA of Paramacrobiotus metropolitanus, 2257 nucleotides long. RefSeq names its product piggyBac transposable element-derived protein 3-like. The transcript is spliced from 2 exons. Gene Ontology annotation, molecular function: sequence-specific DNA binding. Lineage: Eukaryota; Metazoa; Tardigrada; Eutardigrada; Parachela; Macrobiotidae. The record is from RefSeq and is a predicted model, not a curated record. The coding region runs from base 485 to 2212 and encodes 575 amino acids.
UUAGCUGGCUGAAUAAACGUACUUUGAGUUUCCAGUAUAAAGCGCGAUAAAUCUCGCUCCGCGCUUUCUUGCCAGUGUUUCCACAAUCAAUCUGCUUCUGUACAAUUGUUUUCAACCAACGUGGCAUAACUAAUCCAAGUUCCGUGAAUAAUAAUUGCAAACCUUCCAUGAUUGAUAAAAUUUUUGAUUGCAAACAAACUAAUCUAAAAAAAGCACUGAAAAGAUUCGAAAAAACACCUUCGCGAUGCAGUAGAAUUUUUUGCACUGUCUUCGGUGAACAACUGCAGUGGUGAAUUGCCAGCUUAUAAUUUGGCGCUGGAAAAAAAAACCAGCUUACAACAACAAAGCCGGUAAUACUUGGACAGCUGCGACUGCUUAGCGUACCAUCCAUUGCUAUGAUUUCCCACUUUUUUAUUUGCAUUUCUUCCCGCGUGAAAAGUUUCCAAAUUAGUGAUAUUUCAAAUUUGUUGCGUAUUUUUUUAAAAUGCCUCAAACACGAGCAAAAACGCUUAAAGAGGCAAAAGAUAUUUUUGAAGAGUUGACAAAUGGACCACACCGGGAGAUCGACAUUGUUUGCCUUCCACCGGAAGCUGGUGUGUGCUCUGAUACGGAGGAUAUCGAUGAAAAUGAUCUCAGACCGCAAAUGCCCAAAGAUGUGGCUGGAGAUCUUGAUGUAUGCUACGAAACUGAAUCUGAGACCGAAGAAGUUCCAGCCCCAAAGCGAAAGAAAGGCGUCGUUCUCCGGCCGGAAGUAAACUGGCAACCGGACGAAAGCGCUUUCGUGUCAUUUCCAGAGCAAACUGGAGGAACGCCGAGGAAGCUGGCAGACGAACAUCCAGAGCUGAUCAGCAAGACUCCACUGGAAUUUUUCAAAAUGUAUUUUGAUGACGCUGUUGCGACUCAUAUCAUCACCGAAUCCGAACGAUAUGCCAAGCAGAACAAUGCAGAUUUUCAGCUUCCUAUGCGCGAUCUCUUUUUGUUCAUCGGAAUACUCUUGUACAGCGGAAUUGUGCAGUUGCCUACUACAAGGCACUUCUGGAUGCGCUCCGCGUUGUUUAGCUUCCCGGCAGUUUCUUCGAAGAUGUCAUGCAAACGAUUCGAGAAAAUUAAAAGAUAUUUCCAUCUGGCUGACAACGACCACUUGGAUCCGGAAGAUAAAAUGGCAAAAGUUAACCCAUUCUUCACUCUUUUGAAAGAAAAACUUCUACAGUUCGGAAUAUUUGAUCCAUUUCUUAGCGUUGAUGAAGAAAUGAUCCCCUAUUUCGGUCACCACUCAUGCAAAAUGUUCAUGAGAGGCAAACCAUGCCGAUUCGGUUACAAGCUCUGGGUGCUGUGCGGAUCACGGGGAUAUCCGUACAUGUUUUACGCGUACACCGGAAAGGAUGCUACGGGAAAGGAGGUUGCCGAAUCAGCAAAGCCACUUGGUUCUCGUGUCGUUUUGAACUUGCUGUCUGUGGUCAAGUGUCCAGACGCACACUGUGUGUUCUUCGAUAAUUUUUUCACGUCCUAUGCACUUUUGGAAGAAAUGCGAGCGCUCGGUUUUAGAGCCACCGGUACGGCGCGCGAAAACCGCCUGAAGAAAUGCCCGUUUCCGGACAACAAGAAAUUCAAGAAAACCGAACGUGGUAGCCACGCGGCCUAUUCUACGGCCAAUGUCGUCGCUGUGAAAUGGCAUGAUAACACCGCAGUAUGUCUCGCGUCAAACUACGAUACCGUUGCGCCGCUUGGAAAGGCAAAGCGAUGGAGUCGCGCCGCGAAGAAGAAGAUUUUAAUUGACCAGCCUCAGAUGAUUUCAAACUACAAUAAGCAUAUGGGAGGUGUUGACCUUUGCGACCGGUUUAUUAGUAACUUCCGGCCGAUGCUACGUUCCAAAAAGUGGUGGUGGCCUUUGUUUUCAAACUCUAUUGCAAUGAUCGCGGUUGCGGCUUGGCGAGUUCAUUGUGAGGUGGGAGGCAAACUGACUCAAAUCGAGUUUCUGUCACAGCUGGUUGAGGAAUUGCUGAUGUGUGAUGCGGCGCCGAUCACUACUGCAACUGGACCGUCCACUCCGAUUUCCGAUGCCGCCCGCUACGACAGCUGUGGACACAUCCAGGAAAAAUGCAAGCGCGGACGAUGCAAGCUGUGUAAAGGCAACUCGGCAUGGCAGAAAUGCAGCAAAUGCAAUGUUAAAUUGCACAAGGACUGCUUCAUGAAGUUCCAUAUGCGAGCAUAACGAACGUUUUGGGAAUUACUAUUGCUAGAAUCGUUUAUUUUGUAU